CAGAAGUCAAAUCGAGUUGACGAGCGGAGCGCGUAGGGCUCAAUUUUAUUUUUCAAAAGUACUAACAAUGUUAUUUUAAUUUAAACAAAUAAACGACGCUAAACUCACAAAGUGAAACGUUAUUUUAAUUGGUAACAAUAACAAGAAUAAACGACGCUCAAACAAAAUCUUGGAGAAAAGUCAAAGCAGGCCACGAAUGAAGCCAAAACAUCGCGACAUCAUCGACAUCGACACCUGUUUGCUUGCAUUCCUGAGCCUGUGCAUGAACAUGUCUGUGUGUGUUUGUGUCCGUAUUCGUGUAUGUAUUCGUGCAGAUGCCUGUGUGCAAAUGUAAAUAGGGACAUGCAAACUAAUUUAAUUUUUUAAACCGUGUUUAAACAAUAAACAAUUAGUUUGCUCACUCUUGCAAUUGCAACAUUUAGCAGCCAUUCCGUUGACCACCGCGCGUCGCGCCUGCGCAAGAAGCAAGAAGCAAAACAGCUAAAAGCCCAACAACAACAGCGCAACUACGUAAACACAAACACACGAAAACCGGUUAAUGUGAGACUCACACGCACACAUACCAAUACAGAAAAUAUACUGAGUCGGUUUUUGUUUGCCUUUUUGCUUGGAAAAUAGAAAUAGAAGGAAAUACGUACACACAACAAAGCAAAACAAAAGCACCAACGAAAAGCAAAAAGAAGAAAAAUACAAGAAGAAAAAAAUCAAUUUCAAGUGGUGAAAAGUGUGAACAAUAUAAGAAAAAGAAAACAAAUCGGUAUUUAAAGCGCAAUAGGAAAAAAAAGAGUAAAUUUUUAUUAUUAAUGAUUGUGCUGUGUGCGGAAAUUGGGCUCCAAAUGUUUGUUAAGGGUUAAACACAAACAAGCAGCCGCCUUAUCGUUUAACCAAAUCGAUUGGCACAUUAAAACGAAAGUGAAUUAAAGCCACAAAUAAUUGUAACAGUAAUUGCCCAACCAACCAACCAGUUUUUACAGUCUACGAGACCUUAUCACAAAUACAAUAAACGAACGCCCGGCCACUUGUUGAUUAAACAGACUGACGCACGCAACCGCAGCAAUUUGCUUGCUCUGUAACAUGUCACAAUCUAAAAGCUAUUAAGCGGCAACUGCAACAACAAUAGCAACACUAACAAAAACAAUAAAAGCGAAAUGGCAACCAACAAUAAUAACAACAGCAGUGCGGUGGCAAGUCCCAGGGAUUCGAUGGAGGGUCACGAUGAAGUCGACUUCGUGUUGACAACCACGCACAACAAUAACAACGACUACGAUGAUUUAAGCAGCGCCAGCGGAGCGAUUAUCAGCGCCAAAGCAACAACCACAAACACCACAGCAACAGUCACACCAAACAAUGAACCAAAUGUCACCAACAGCAACAACAGCAACACUUUGAAGAAGUCAAAGGAGCGUCGCACACUCUUCCAUUUCGGCAGCAAGAAAUCAACCAACAAAUCACAAACCACAGAGUCGGAGGCAGUUCCUCCAACCACGGCAACCACAGGCAGCUUGCUGCUGCCACCGACGCCUCCAGUGCCAAUUGGAACACCGCCUAGGCAGCAUAAGUUCGUGAAGAGCAGCAGCAUUGCCCGGCUGCUGGGGAACACUUACAAUGCUAGGAAGUUCGAGCGGCAGGAGCAGAAGCGUCUGGCGAACGAGGCGAGCGGCAAAUUUCAUACAUUCAGCGGUCGCCAGCGUGGAGCUGGUCCGUAUCUGGAGCGUUUCAAGCGCAUGGCCAAGGAGGAUGGCGACAUUGCCGGCAGCGAUGACACCGUGCAAGUGACCAAUGUGAUGACGCUGACGACAGACUCGCGGGAUCUGCAGUAUGGCAGUCGACAGGAGCAUGUGGGACGCAGCGAGGAUCAACUGAGUACCAAGGCGAUGCGCACGCUGACUCGCGGUCUCGGCAAGCUCUGGUGGAAGCGAACACACAGCGUCGACAUUAGCACACCAGAUCCGGAGUAUAAGGUGUCGUAUUUGGGCAAUGUGCUAACCGGUUGGGCCAAGGGCGAGGGCUGCGUGGAGAAGCAGCUGAAUACGCUGUGGCGCAAUUACACACAGCAUUCCAAGCCGGAUGUCAUCAUGCGUGUGAAGGUCUGUGCCUCAGGACUGAAGGCAACCACUAGACAACAUGGACUCACCGAGUACUGGGCCAAUCGCAUCACCUAUUGCUGUGCACCCAAGAAUUAUCCGCGUGUCUUUUGCUGGAUCUACAGACACGAGGGCAGAAAACUGAAGCACGAGCUGCGCUGUCAUGCUGUGCUCUGCAGCAAGGAGAAGAUUGCUCAGGAUAUUUGUGAGACACUAAAGGACAACUUGGAAAGCGCAUUGCGGGAAUUUAAACGCGAGAAAAUUCUCAAACAAAAUGCGCGUCUCAGUCUGGCGAAUGCCGUCUACGACAAUCCCAGUCUGCCGCGUCGCAAGAUCAUGCUGAGCGUGGGCGGCAACAAUUACAGACCACCACUGGAGCGCUCCAAAUCGGCGCCCAAGCUGAUGGCCAUCGAGGAAGCCAUUGGCGAAGAGGAGGGCGACGAAAUCGAGGACACCAACGAGCCUGAAAUGAAGUCCUGUUGCCAACGCGACUCCCUGUAUCCGGCCAUGACGUUGGGCCGUAGACGCUGUCGUCGUGGUCACUCCAUUCGACGCACGGGCAAAAUACAAGCGGCGGUCAGCUGCUGCUCACAUCAGGCAGAAGCAGCGCUAGUGCCAGAGGGGGAUGCACACAGCAGCACACCUGGCACACCAGUUGUCAACGAUGGCUCCGACUCAGAUGAGUUUGAGAAGCUGCUGAAGUUCGACACGACGCUGAGCAACGAGCUGCUGCCGUACUUUGACAUGCUGCACAAAAACAGCAGUCAGAGCCUGGGAAGUCUCAGUGAGCUGCACGUGGAACCAGUGCCAGAGUCUGAGGAGGUAGAAGACGAGGGCGAACCGCUUAGCUUAUUGCCCACCAUAAACAGUGAUCCUAGCGCUGAUCCGCAAGCUGACUACGACAACGAGGAUGUUGUGCAUCUACGUCGCUCGGGUGUCUGCAGCGAUGGCGAAGAGGAUUACCUGGACGAUGCUGAUGAUCACUACUUUCGGCAGGCAGCCAUGCUCACCAUGCUGCACCGCAGCUCAAUGCGCAAGCGCAAUAGCGAUCAGGCGAGCCUGCAGUAUCGCCAUCAAGCGCAGUCAUCCAUCUCUUCGAAUGCUUCCAGCUCAACGACAGCCAGCGGCACAGCAGCCCAAGGCGCUGCAAUGGGAACGCAACAGUGCCUGGCGAGUCCGGACAGCGAUGAGGGCUCCAUAUCCAGUGGUUGCGAGACGGCCAGCACGGUCACAAAUGCCAAUCAGGAGGAGUACAAUAAGACGCAAAGCAACAACAAUGCAGUACAGCAUCAGGUGCUCGAACAGAUAUUGAUCUACCAAAGACUGGAGGAGUCGAAGCGCAGACAGCAACUGCGCCACAACAGCGACGCCACCAACUACAGCAGCUCCAGCAGCAUCACCCUUAAGCACAACUCUUCAUCCCCAGCCGAAUCCCUAAACGAUCUUGAGGUAUCUGAUCCACAGAAGCCAUUGGAAGCCGAUGUCGAUGGCGAUGGCGGCGUGUCGGACGAUGACUCGGAGUGUAGCGACGAGAGCGGCUAUGUGGAGUACCAGGAAAAGGAACGCAACCAGGCGAAUGCUGGCGUCAUUGCGCCCGUUGUGGCGCCCGUUAAGCCACAGUUGCCACCCAAGCCAGCGCCAAGGCGUUCGCUUAACGGAGUAGUUGCCGCCAAGGUCGCUGUCGAGCGACAGGCAAUUGCAGCUGGGGCACGGACAGGAACAGGAACAGCUGUCUGAAGAAUUUGUGCCGCCCGAAAGUAUGCUUUAAAAAAGGAGUUUCCGCCUUCACUUUGUUAUUUCUACGCACACGUCAACCACACCAAAAGCAAGAAAAGUGCAAGAAAUUGAUGUAAUUAAAAUGUAGUCGUAGCUGUAGUCUAAUUGUUAAGCUAUAUUUAGAAGAUAUGUACAUUAUAUGUAAGUCAUCUGUUGUUGGUUCAUCAUGCAAGGAAAUAACCUAACGAUAUUAUUGUGUAAAUGUUUCUUGUUUGCGCAAAUCAUUUAUGUAACUAAAAACUAUUCAAUUACAAUUACAAAUACGUUUACAUAUAUUUAUAGUUGUCUUAUGUCUUGUUGCGAGUUGCAAGCGCAAUUUGUAACAGAUCGGUAUACUUAUUCAUAUACAUAUUUGUUUUGUUUAGAGAGUCCCUUUUCGACCUCCUUGAAAAAUGCACACUAAUUUCUUUGUUUUGAUCGGGCUCCCAUGCACUUGCCCCCCGAAGCGAAUUUAUAUGAUAUGAACUCUGUAAAUAAAGCAUGUACUAUAUGUAAUUCAAGAAUUGUAUCUACUUAUAUAAAUUAUUAUCAUAUUGGAAAUAUAUGCA
Drosophila albomicans is the source of this 4408-nucleotide messenger RNA. RefSeq lists its product as uncharacterized. The record is from RefSeq and is a predicted model, not a curated record. The transcript is spliced from 5 exons. Bases 1149 to 3821 code for a protein of 890 amino acids. NCBI's taxonomy places the organism in Eukaryota, Metazoa, Arthropoda, Insecta, Diptera, Drosophilidae.